This is a messenger RNA of Cantharellus anzutake, 312 nucleotides long. RefSeq lists its product as uncharacterized. Lineage: Eukaryota; Fungi; Basidiomycota; Agaricomycetes; Cantharellales; Hydnaceae. The transcript is spliced from 2 exons. The annotation marks the transcript as partial. Gene Ontology annotation, biological process: regulation of transcription by RNA polymerase II. Gene Ontology annotation, molecular function: RNA polymerase II cis-regulatory region sequence-specific DNA binding; DNA-binding transcription factor activity, RNA polymerase II-specific. The record is from RefSeq and is a predicted model, not a curated record.
CUAAACUCACUGUUUGAACCCCCUACAUCUCAAGACAAACCUCCUUAUCCUUAUACUACGAUUUUGCGAUUUGCUAUUCUCGGCAGCCCUCGCAAGAAACUCACAUUAGGAGAAAUAUACGAGACCAUGGAGAACCGGUUCCCUUGGUUCAAGAAUAAUACUGAUAAGGGUUGGAGAAACUCUGUUCGCCACACGCUUUCACUCGGCAAAUGCUUCGUCAAGGUCAACCGACCGGUCACGGAGCCUGGAAAAGGCGCGUAUUGGUCAUUUGACCCCAGCCAGGGCGAAGGCAAAGUUCGACCUCGCAAUCGA